Molecule: messenger RNA, 1656 nt
Organism: Olea europaea var. sylvestris
Lineage: Eukaryota; Viridiplantae; Streptophyta; Magnoliopsida; Lamiales; Oleaceae
Exons: 6
Coding region: 75-914 (279 amino acids)
Biological process (GO): protein ubiquitination
Cellular component (GO): membrane
Molecular function (GO): zinc ion binding; ubiquitin-protein transferase activity
Source: RefSeq, a predicted model, not a curated record
AACCCCCGACCCAACACGCCACUUCCCACUCUCUCUCUCUCAAAAUUUGUGCAUUGUGUUUGAGAGGAGAAAAAAUGGUUGAUGAGUUCAUGGUUUGUGUGGAUAGAAUAAUAGCUUCUGCUGCAUGCUUUGAACGGUCAUCAUCAGAGAGUGAUAGAGAAACUAGUAUUAAUGAUAAUGCUGCUGAGAAUGUUAAUGCAAUUAGUGAAAUGGUUUCUUUGAAAAAAGGCAAUAGCUUUAAUGGAAAAGAUAUUGGUGAAGGAAGUUCAACAAAGGAAAGUAUGAGAGAGUGUAGGAUUUGUCAAGAGGAAGAUGACGAAAAAGAUAUGGAGGCUCCUUGUGCUUGUAAUGGCACUCUCAAGUUUGCCCAUAGGAAGUGCAUUCAGAGAUGGUGCAAUAAAAAGGGUGGUAUAACCUGUGAAAUAUGCUAUCAGGUUUUCUCACCCAAUUAUACAAUUCCACCCCCGAGAAGUAAUGUUGAUGUUAUGACUAUUGAUAUCAGGCAAGCAUGGGCUCAACGCAUUGGUCUUCGUGAUCCUCAUUUUUUUACUUUUACGACAGCUGAUCACCAGUUUCUGCAAUCAGACUACGAGGAAUAUACUGUUGCAAAUAGUCGAACUCUUGCAUGUUUUCGCUCUGUGGUGAUCAUUCUGAUGCUAAUCUUGUUGAUACGCCAAACUUUAUUGGUCACAAGAGACUUUGGGAUGGUUCAUGCGUCAUCAGGUUUCUUCCAUUAUCAGAUAUCUGUUCUUCAGUUGGCCGGAAUCCUUAUCCCUUGCUAUGUGGUGGUCCGUUCGUGGUACAUUGUACAAUGCCGCCGGAGGAGACAGGUUUUUAACGCUGUUAUGUCAUUCACCUUCUGUGAUUGCUCUCUGCUUUGUGUUUUCGUAUUUUCUGAGUUCUGGUUCCAAUAAUAAACUGGAAAGCAGACUAACCCUGAAAUUAACACAACCGAGUUCCAAAACCGAUAUAAUUUAAUCCAAAGCAGUCCAAAUGACAACUGUUGUAGUCAAUUUUGUAAGUAAUACUUGGUAUCGUUUGAGUACAUAGAUUUGGGCUGGUAAAUUAACACGCAUGUGAUACACACAUCACUUGAUGUACAAAAGCAAGAACCUAUGUUUUACUACAGAGUGGACUAUCUUUAUGUAAUUCUGAUGUUGCUGAGCUUUGUUUGCUUCUGUCACUACUCGUGGUUUGGUGUCGACUGAAUUUGCCUAUGUCCAUGCAGUUUGUAUACUUUCGGUUUCUAAUCUGCUUUAUUGUUUAUUCAUCAGGGGUGAGAUUAAAGGGAUUGAAUCAAAAUUAUCUCUGGUUUAGGCAGCAGCAUCAUUUUCUUAUGCUCCUGAAUACUGGGCUCGUAUUUGUACAUCGGAUUUUCUCUUCUUCCCACAGUUGUGUUCAUAUCUGAAGGUGCAACGACCGAGGAGCAAACUUGCUGCCAUAAAUUAUAAGAAACUUUUUUAUUCAACCUGUGAGCUCAGAAGCAAAUGUAAAUGUGAAUGUUGAGUUCAUUAGGUGUUUUUUUGGAUUGCUAAACUACAGAUUUUGUGGGGGUGCUACUGAGUUUUGGGAUUUUUUUUCUGAAAGUUAACAUUUUUCCUGAUUUUCUUGUUACUUUUUGCACGGAUGCUGCAAUAUCACAUUUAUUUAGACAAA